This is a messenger RNA of Neogale vison (American mink), 1666 nucleotides long. It is a transcript of the gene KDELR3, whose product is annotated as KDEL endoplasmic reticulum protein retention receptor 3. Gene Ontology annotation, molecular function: ER lumen protein retrieval receptor activity. Gene Ontology annotation, cellular component: membrane; endoplasmic reticulum; cis-Golgi network. The record is from RefSeq and is a predicted model, not a curated record. NCBI's taxonomy places the organism in Eukaryota, Metazoa, Chordata, Mammalia, Carnivora, Mustelidae. Bases 122 to 766 code for a protein of 214 amino acids. The transcript has 5 exons. Gene Ontology annotation, biological process: endoplasmic reticulum to Golgi vesicle-mediated transport; protein retention in ER lumen.
CUCGGAGCGCGGGCAGCGGCGCGCGGGACCCAGAGCCGGGCCGGGGACGUGGCAGCCGUCUCGCCCGCCAGAAAGUUUCCCGGGAGGUGGCGGCGCGCGCUGCGGGGCCGCCGGGGGCACCAUGAACGUGUUCCGGAUCCUCGGCGACCUGAGCCACCUCCUGGCCAUGAUCUUGCUCCUGGGGAAGAUCUGGAGGUCCAAGAGCUGCGCGGGCAUCUCCGGGAAGAGCCAGAUCCUUUUUGCCCUUGUCUUCACCACCAGGUACCUGGACCUGUUCACCAACUUCAUCUCCAUCUACAACACAGUCAUGAAGGUGGUUUUUCUCCUCUGUGCCUAUAUCACAGUGUACAUGAUCUAUGGGAAAUUUCGGAAAACAUUCGACAGUGAGAAUGACACGUUCCGCCUGGAGUUUCUUCUGGUCCCUGUCAUUGGCCUCUCCUUCCUUGAGAACUACAGUUUUACUCCCUUGGAGAUCCUCUGGACUUUCUCCAUCUACCUGGAAUCAGUGGCCAUCCUGCCCCAGCUCUUCAUGAUCAGUAAAACCGGAGAGGCGGAGACCAUCACUACUCACUACCUGUUCUUUCUUGGGCUGUACCGGGCGCUCUACCUGGCCAACUGGAUCAGACGGUACCAGACGGAGAACUUCUACGACCAGAUCGCAGUGGUGUCUGGAGUAGUACAGACCAUCUUCUACUGUGACUUCUUCUACCUGUAUGUGACCAAAGUCCUUAAAGGAAAGAAGUUAAGUCUUCCAAUGCCAAUUUGAGGGUCCCGGAGUUGGUUCUACGCCUUAAUAAGGACACUGAACAAAACUAUGUGAAAUGUUCUGGACUAAUACAGGACUUGGGCCAAAUGUUAAAAUUAAAAGGAGAACAAUGCUUAGUGUGGAUUUCCACAAAGCACUGAUCAUUCUAUGUAAAAGACGUUCUCACCAAUCUGUCCCGUAAAUUAUAGCAGCAGUAAAAAACCUAGGUGAAGUAUGCAAGUGGGCCCCAGGUCACCUGGGUAUCUAUAAAUCAGAGGUGCUUAACCCAUGUAUGGGUCAAACUAUUGCUCCCCAAUGUCCUAGCCCGAAAGCCUCACGCUACGAACAGUCAGUCCCGUCUGGAGAGAGACCUGUGUAUACAGCAGAUGCCCCCAAAGACCAGACUUCAAGUAUCGGAACAUGCUGUUUGAUUUUCACUUUCCAGAUCAAGUUUUAGGGACCAAUACACAGGUGAUCUGGUCUUACAGGUGUGAAGUGUUACUUCACUUCUCAUCUGUCUUCAAGCCACAAGUAAAAGCCAAACUUCUCGAUUCUGGCUAGACUCUGCUUUCUGCCUCACUGGGAAAGCAGACGAGGGUCUUGCUACAGCUCGAGGCAGCUCUACCUGGUACUUUAAUCCCAGUAACCUGGGGGGGGGCACCCUUACCAUGGCGACCAUUUACCAAUAAGAAAAAAACUGCCCAAAGUUUUUUUUACCUACCAGGUGUCUGGCUUUGCUGCUUUGGGACUCCAAUUCUUCCUUUAAGACCACUGAUCCCACCUCCCUUUCACAUUUUGAGGUGCUAAGGUGGUUACUCAGUUCAACAACCCCAAACUUGGUCUUGAAGCAAAUAAACUGUUUAAGACAACUACCACUGGACUCUAGUCGGAAUUUUCAAGCAAUAAAAAGUUCACACCUUA